UCCUUCGCGCUCGAACGCGAAACGUGCUCGUCAACCCUUCGUGCGAUUUCUCAAGUGGCGCGAUCAAGAUCGGUUGCCGACUUAACGAGGAUAUAUCCAGGCGAUGUAACUUUACAUGAAACCCCGUUAAUACUGAAGGGCAUGUUUCGCGCCGAAACAAGCCUAUGGCUGUUAGCCAUAUUCGUUAGUUUAGCCACAUGUAGUGAAUAUCCGGAACGUGAAUGUUGUGAUUUAACUACCACAGAAGACACAUCUACUGAGCCGUUACUUACUUCAUUGGCACCUAAACCAGGUUCAAACACGAAAGCCACGGUAGCUAUUCUCAACUGUAUAACCGCCCGACAGCUCUGCUUUAAUGAUAGCUCUUGCGCAGCUAUCCUUGAGAUCAUUCCGAGAGUAUGCGGACCAGAAGUUGUUGCGUGCUCAACAAUAACAGUUACAAAAUGCCAGGCGGCCCUCCGAACCCUGCAGGCAUUCCCUUUUUUUAAACCUACGUGUCUUUGUCGAGAACCCCACAUGGAUCCAGACUGUAACUCCUUCAGGGAUUUCUUGUUCGAUCAUCCCUGCGUGUUUGUUAAGGAAAAGGAAAAAGACCCUUAUCCAGUUGAAUCGUUGCCAACUUGUACCCACGCCCAUCAGGUUUGUCAACAGGAGCCAAGUUGCAUAAAAUUAUAUGAGGACUUUAAAACGCACUGCAAAGUUCGGGAUAAUAAGUGCAGGAUGGAAGACAGGGAACUCUGUUUCGAAUCAUGGACUGCACUACGUCGCUCCCCGAUAUUCGGCUGCAUCUGCCCAAACAAUCACAUGAAAAAAAGAUGCGACCGCAUGUUCAGCAUGGUAAACCAUAAUCCGUGCGUGGCAGCUAUUUCAGCUUGGGAUAACACGUCCGCCUCGUAUCUUGACGAAAUUGGCGAUAUUCUGCUUAAAAAUCCAUUAGUGGACUCGGCAAACGGUCAAGAAGCACACGCCGACUAUGACCAUAUUUCCAUUAACAUCUUAAAGAAUGACAGACUGAAAGGUCGAAAGUUCCACUACGCGUAUCCGGAAGAAGAGGAUACUCAUCCCAUUGACCAUCCCAAUCACCAUUUAGGGCCUUCAAGUAACUCAAUCGAGCAGGAUAAAGAAAAAUUAAUAUUCCAAAGCACGUGUCACAGUGCUAUGGACAACUGCAACAACAACUACCAAUGCCGGAUGCUUCUCGGGCCCAUUUUACACCACUGCGACAUCAACCGGUGCCAUAGGGAGCAUUGCAUGAAAGCCCUCCAAAACUUUUACAAACAGAAGAAUUUCCCGUGGAAUGUUGAGAUCGCGUUUUGUUUAUGCAAGAAAACGGACCGUAAACACGAUCCGUGCUUAAUAGCUCAGGAAAAGUUGCAUCCCCCGUGUGCUCAAAGAACCGAAGAAAUACCUCCGCCAACUUGUCUUCGUCUGGCAGAAACUUGUAAGGAGAAUAACGAAUGCAGGAUAAAACUAGAAUAUUUCGAACAAUCCUGCGCAGUGGACACGGUAACGAAAAAGUGCGCAGGCUCACCAUCGGAAUGCAGAAAGUCCAUCAUGGGUAUUUUGGGAACAGAUUUGAGAACCACCUGCGCAUGUAAGGGAACUGACGUGGGAAAUAUUUACGAGUGUUUGGGUUGGCAAAGACUGUUAUGGGUCAAUCCUUGUGUUGUCGAAGCGCAAAAACACUUUCACAUGAAGAAAGCGACGGAACAAAGCAGACACUCCACGCACACCCCGACUCGUCCUACAACCACAAGUACCACCACAUCAACGAGUACCACAUCAACCACCACAACCACAACCCCAUCAACAGUUCGUUUCGUUGCCGUUAGACCGACGACGACUGAGAUGCCUUUUAGAACUCCUAUGGCCACAGAAUUCUUACCACCACCUCAAGCUUUUGUGCCAACGUCUACUACAAUGGUCACCACUAUGUUGACUACGGUAACAACUAUGCGGACUCCUACGACUAAGAGGACUAGAGCGACUACGACUACUACCACAGCACCACCAAGAUCUUGUAUAGUGCAGAGACCGCAAUUUCCGGACCAAUUGAUCCGAGAGGGCAGUUUUAAAAGAAUAUACCAUGAAGACGAGUUUGAAUGUUCGGACAUCUGCGAGUGCGAGUUAGGAGAAAUACUCACCUGCCGCACCAUCUGCAUUGAUCGAAUGCCCUGCAAAACCGAGUUUGCGUUCUACAAUCACGCCGCUCCUGCAUACCAAGCGUUCAGGGGACGUUGUCUUUGCUAUUCGGGGAGAUUUAUUUGCAUGAAACCUUCGCCAACAGACUAUUCUUUACCCCAUGGGACAUUUUUGUUUUUGGGGUAUAGUGAGGUGGAUGAGCGGGAAUUGAAUAAGAAUCACACCACCCAUCUGGUGGUGAUACAGGAUGUGGCGAGAGUAUUGCAGGCUUUUAUUAGGGAGGAGGCUGAUAAAGGAAAUGGGACUUUAUGCACUCUGGAAUUCUUCAAUUCCACAAGGGAGAACGUGAUUCUGGUGGGCAGACUAUCAGAUGAAAUCGACACUUCAAAAAUGACUCCUUUGGAAAUAUGGCAUAGAGAAAAGGAGGAAUGCGCAGAAUACUUCGAACUAAUCACAGAAAGAGUAAACAACAGACACUCGGAAUUCCUAUCGCACGUUUUACUAUCGGUGUUCAAAAUGGCCGAAAUCGAAAUAGUGCCGAUGGAAACGUCAGCAGGUCCUAUUUCCUCCAACUCCUCACACCUUCUAACCGUUAUUUUUUUAUGUCUUACUAAACUAAUCCAAAUGAAUUUAACAAUUUCAUGACAAUAAGACUGAUGAGUACACAUAUCACUUAGCUUAGUAAUGGUGUCUUUGAAACACUGGCUAUAAAUUUAAACUAACUGUGUAUAUAUAAAUUGUUGUUGACUUUUAAUUGUUACUGUUAACAUAGACUGCAUUAGUCACCGACUGUCGUUUCAAAGGCAUUGCUCAGAUCUUUAGAUAUAUUUAUAAAAAAAGAAAAGAUGAAAUGGAAAACACGUUGUCUUUAUUUUGUUUUUUAUAGUUGAAUUGCUUUUAAUGUAGAGUUCUUAAAAUUGUCUUCCUUGUGGGUCUUAGUGUCCUGGGCGGGUCAGGGUGCAACGAUGCUUUAGCUGAAUUAAUUCGUAAGUGAUAUUUUUUAGAUCUUAUAGAUCUUGAACAAUGUAAGGGUAUUGAUAGAUUUAAGUUAGGUAAUUUAGGGAAAAAACGUUUUUGUCGUUACGUAUUUUGUUUAUAUUGUAUGGCUUAAAUAGUUUUGUCCUUAGAGUCACAAUGUUUAGGAUUUUUCUGAAAUCCUGUAGAUCUUUUAUGAUUUAAAGCAUGAAAUUUGGAUGAGUUGACCUUUUGAUUUUGUAAAAAACAAUUUCGAGUUUUUUCCAAUAAAUCCUUAAAUUUCAAUAUAUUUGGAAAUUUAGGAUUGACACUUAAUUUGUAUUGGAAAUUUUAAUAUUUUCCGAUAAAAAUUAUAGUUUUAAACUUAAAAAUAAAUAAAUUGUCAAGUUGUUACUUUGAAUUGUUAAUUGGAACCUUUUAGAAGAAUUUUUACAAUUGUCGCAAAUACUUUAUAAUCAAAGUUCAUCAAAUAUUUAAAUCAAUUCUGACGUGCCUUUAUAUUAAGAAAAUCGAAAAGAAAACUUCAAGAUAUUCCGGAAAUUUUGACAACAUUCUCAUCAAGUCCUCUAAUUUUCGAUGAAACUUUGUGAUUUUAGACUUUCCAUUAGGAAAAUUUUGAAGAAAUAUUGAAAUAUUUCACGAGAACUUACAGAUUUUUGCAAAGUUUGAAAUUGAAUUAAUUUACUAUAAAGAAUGCUGUAAAUGUGAAAAAUAUAUACAUAUUCCAUUUCCCCAGGUAUUCCCAUUGUAAAUCUGGUUCUAACUGAAGAAAUAUUUGUGGCACAAGAAUCUAUAGAUACAAAAUCCCUAGUUAGGAAAUGCUUUAACUUUAAAUGAAAACCCUAUAAAAAUGCCUAAAGUAAUUUACAAAUUAUUAGGAAGAGACAUUAAAUAUAUAAAAAAGUUUCUGAAAUAUGACUAUUAAGCAAAAAACAAAAUAUUCUUCUCUAAGGACAAAACUAUUAAGCAAAUUUUCCUUAUAAAUUAAUAAUUUCUGUUAGACGGUGAAAAAAUUAAUUAAUAUGCACUAGUAGUUCAAUAAUUGUCCGUAGAACACUGUGUCAUUUAUAUUGACAAUCAAAUAUAUAGGUGGUUGUUAGUGAGGGUUUGAGUAAAACUUAAUAUAAUAUAGUUUAUAAUAUAUAUAGCCUUGUGAACUUUUAAAUAUCUUAUAAGGUAUUUCGGAGUUGACGGUUAAUUAUUUUUUUAACAGGCAGACAUCGACAAGCUCUUAUAUAAAAUAAUAUAGAUUUUUACCGAAAUUGUAAAUACACAUAACCUGUACGAAUUAGCGUAUUUGCUCAAAAACUCCUUUUUUUUUACUUUAUACGCUUAAACCUUACACUUAGCAACAAAUCUUUAUUAGACCUUCACAGGUUAAAUGUCCAUACAAGACCCUUAUUAGGAAAUUUUAUUAGGAUAAUGUUAGAUUACGUAAAAAAUGCUGUUUUUUGUACCAGGAAUGACUGAGAAUGUUUACGUACCGCUCCGUUUUAAGAGUGCUGUUAUAAAUAAUGCAUAUCAUAGUCUACAUUUACAUAUCGAUUGUUGCACAUAUCGGCCCAGGAAUUUUGGGAUUUGAGUGAAACAAUGUUCUAAAAAGGUGGCACUCAAAUCACAAAAGGGAUUUUAAAUCGGCACGUUUUUACCCUGACUCGUAAACUAAAUACGAAAAGCUAUUAGAGUACCCUUGCUUAAAAGAUGUCAAGGCUUACUUGUAACAAAUACAUAUCAUUAAAAUAGCUUUAAUGUGAAAACACAAUGUUUAUAGAGUACACGAGCGUAUUUGUUGUAAGAGAUAAACAAAAAAAAAUUAUUGUAAAAGAUAUUUAAAUAUUUUUUUGCUACUUGACUUUACACUUUUAGAUAUAGGAUUUAGUCCAGCAAACGAUUUUUUCUGUUAAAUAAAAUAAAAAGCUUUUUGACCCUGUA
Messenger RNA from Anthonomus grandis grandis, 5049 nucleotides. RefSeq lists its product as uncharacterized. Bases 142 to 2787 code for a protein of 881 amino acids. Lineage: Eukaryota; Metazoa; Arthropoda; Insecta; Coleoptera; Curculionidae. Gene Ontology annotation, molecular function: signaling receptor activity. Gene Ontology annotation, cellular component: external side of plasma membrane; signaling receptor complex. The transcript has 15 exons. The record is from RefSeq and is a predicted model, not a curated record. Gene Ontology annotation, biological process: nervous system development.